Capra hircus (goat) is the source of this 2534-nucleotide messenger RNA. It is a transcript of the gene ANKRD61, whose product is annotated as ankyrin repeat domain 61. The coding region runs from base 1111 to 2385 and encodes 424 amino acids. The transcript has 3 exons. NCBI's taxonomy places the organism in Eukaryota, Metazoa, Chordata, Mammalia, Artiodactyla, Bovidae. The record is from RefSeq and is a predicted model, not a curated record. Gene Ontology annotation, molecular function: protein binding.
AAACACAAUACGUCAAUUCCCUGGUGUUCUAAAACGAACAGUGAAAAUGAGUAGAUGUUGAGACUUCUCAACUCAGGAGUCAGCAGCCCUUCAUGAAUCAGCAAUGAGAAUAGUGGCUCUCAAACUCGGCCGCACUUCACCGCGGAACCGGAAACAAAUCUCAGUGUCCAAGCCACUCCCUGGACUAACAGAAUUCCAGGGGGUGGACACGGGCACUGACAUUGGUUUCAAGUCCCCAGCUUCUAACAUAGAGCAUGCUUGUACACAAGCACACCUUAGCCCUGCUGAGACCUCAGAAUCACUGAAGCUUUUAAAAAACUACUAUCCUUUCAACAAGUCAACGCUGUUGAUUUUUCUUUUCUUAAUGAAAAAAAAAAUAAAAGAAAACUGGUCUUUUUUUUUUUUAAAGCUCCUAGAUGUUUCCUCUGUGUCAGCCAGGGCUGGGAACGACCGGGCCACACUCUGAACGUAUACAUUUUGCUCUGUCGAAGCAACCACUGCAGGCCCAACACGUUUCCCUUGGAGCUACCCCUAGACCAGUGUGAAAACACCCCUCUGCUGGAGGCGGGAGGAAUUCCACUGAAAACUAAAAAAUGCUCAGGUUAAAAGUCAAGUUUUCUUAAUUUCAACAUAGACAUUUGUUUGGAGACUUCCCUGAUGGUUCAGUGGUUAGGACUCCGAGCUUCCAACGAAAGGGAUGUAGGUUCAAUCCCUGACUGGGAAACAAAGAUCCCACAGGCCUCAUGGCCUGGACAAAAAAGUUUUAUUUGAAUGUGUAAAUUCCCCUAUUUUAGCUUCAUCAGUUUUAACAGUAGCUGAAUGGGAAGAGAAAACAUAAAAGAACAAUCUUAUGUACAAGAUGACACUCUGAGUAAGUUUUUAUGACUGAGCAGAAAGUCCUGGAAACAGCGCUUCUGUUGGCACAACAGAUACAGGAACAGGUGAAAAAGCUGGACUCUGAGGGAAAAAUGCGUCGUGUUCAUGGAUACGAUUCUCAGCAGUUCUAGGUCAGUUCUAGAACUGAGCUGGAAGAACCCCAGAGAGUGGGACUGACCGAUUCUGUACUGCACCUUCCCUGAAUCCCUAGGUUCCCCACUGGAAGCUGUGCUCAUGGGAAACAUAACCAAGAGAGGCAGCAAGGGGCGGGCAGCCAAUGGGCCCAGGGGCCAGGAGGGCGGCACAGCGGCCACGCUGCACGUCCAGCUCUGCGAGGCCAUCAUGCGACAGGACUGCGCCGCGCUCCGGGCCCUGCUGAGGAGCCACCCCGUAAACCAGCCCAUGACCGUCCCGGCCAGCUCCACGGGCUAUAGCCUGGCCAACUCCAGGCAGUUCCUCAACCAGGAGACGCUGUCCUUUCCCCCCAUCCACCUGGCAGCCAAAUACCUCAAGGCGCAGAGUCUGCUUUGCCUGCUGGAGCGCGGGGCUGACCCGGAAGUCCGGGACACACAAGGCUUCACCACCCUGCACCUGAUGCUGCUGAACUGGCCCAUCACCUCGACCACGUGGACGAAGCCGAGGAACAAGAUCCAGAUGAUGCUGACGGACAUCCAGAGCGACGCCGUCCUGUGCCUCCGCAUCCUGUGCGCGCACGGGGCCCAGGUGAAUGCUCGGGUGGACAGCGGCCACAGGCACUGCCCGCUGCACCUGGCCACCAUCUACGGGACCCACUUGGUCCUGUCCAUCCUGGUGCAGAACGGGGCCCAGGUCAACGCCCAGAAUGGGUCCAGCAUGACGCCCCUGCACAUGGCUGCCGACAUACUCAACAAGGAGAUGAUGGAAACUCUGAUUGCCUGGGGGGCCAACGUCAACUGCGCCAUCUCCUCCACAGGCAACACGGCCCUGAAGCUGGCGGUGUGCACCGCGUCGAGCAAGGCCGGCCGCCUCCUGGCGGCAGGCCUCGGCUGCAUUCGCCUACUCCUGGUCCACGGGGCCCAGGUCAACGCCCGGGACCAUGAUGGUCAGGCUGCCAUCCACGAGGCGUGUUUCGGAGGCAGGGAGGUGAUCAUCAACCUCCUGCUCGAAUUUGAAGCCAACGUGAACAUCUUAACAAGAAACGGGGAGUCUCCGAUACACAUGUACCUCCAGCGUGGCUCCAACAUACGAGACACGGCCCUUCUCGCCAGGCUGCUCUUCCGCUCUUACCCUCUGAGGCUGACCGACAACCAAGGAAACCUACCUGCGGGGAUCCUGCUCCCAGAAUUCCACCUCCUAAGGGAAACCCUCCUAAAGCUAUCUCAGAAGCCCUUAUCCCUGGAAGACAUCUGUAAAAGAAACGUCAGAAAUAUUUACGGGGAGAAGCACAAACAGCUCUUGAGGCGGCUUCUCCCUGGGGAGAUGUGGAGCUCUGUCUAUGGCCAUCACGACUUAGCUCAGCUCCUGAAAUAAGCCCUCCAGGCUGCACAGGGCCACAGGGCUCCAGUGACUCCCUGCCCUUUCUGGCUAGACGUGUGCCCACAUACCUACACCGUCACCUUAUACAAAUGUACAAACUACUGGUUCUUAAACCUUUUCAAAAAAUAAAGUGAUCUGCACAG